AGUAACACUAAAAGAACCAAAGGAAGGCUCUUCAAGAGUUUUAAGGAGGAUUUUUACCCUUGAAAUGAGUACUCAUAGCAGAAAGAUCAUAGGAUCUAUUGGGCAAAUUAUUUGUUUUCUGACAAAAAAGUAUAAAAUUUUUUUCUUAAUGGGUUGCUUAAGAAAAGGCCAUUUCAUAAAAAUAUUUUAAAAAUUAGUUCCUUUGGCUUCAAGGUUGCAGUGGAAUGGAUAUUCUAACCAUGCUUCUUUCUUUUGCAUUAAGUUAACAAAUUCCCUUAUUGUCUGUAUCAAAAAUGUAUGCCUCUAGAGUGUAUCACCUCUGUCAAUGAGGUUGUCUUUGCCUUUUCAUAAAAUAUACUUAUUCUUCUUUUCUUAUUGUUGUUCAGUUAUGUCUGAAUCUUCAUGACCCCAUUUGAGGUUUUCUUGGCAAAGAUACUGGAGUGAUUUGCCAUUUUCUUCUCCAGCUUAUUUUACAGAUGAGGAACUGAGACAAAAAGAGUUAAGUGGCUUGCCCUAGGUCACACAGCUAGUAAGUGUUUGAGUCCAGAUUUGAACUUAAGGAAGAUGAGUCUUCCUGAUUCCAGGCCUAGCACUCUAUACACUGUACCACCUAACUGCCCUUUGUUUUCUUACAAUAUUCCAACCACAAGCUAUCCAGUGUAUCCGGAGCCAUCCACUUAGUCUUUUCAGUACAUUUCCAACCCUCUUUUAAUUAUAUAAGUAGCUGAAGAAAAAAAACUUUUGAUGCUGAAAAUAUUUUUUCUAAAAACCCUAUAAAGCACAGUCAUAAAAGAGCCACUAUUUGUUAAGAUAAAAGUAUGUAUCUAAAAUCAAAAGCUAUUUAAUAUGAGUUAAUAGAAGCUUUCCCAAUAAAAUUAGGAGAUAGGCAUGCCAUAGUUGAUUGACAUGGACCUAGAAAUGCUAGAAAUUAGUAACAAGAGGGCAUAAACAUUGACUAAGGAGACUUAAGUUAACUAUUGUUAUAUAUGGAUUACUUAGAAAACCUCAGAGAAUCAGCAAAGAAACAACCUAUGGUAAAGUUGCAGGAUACCAAAAUCACAGAAAUCAUCAGCAGGACUAUGUAGCAAUAACAGUGUAUGACAGGGAAAUCUCUACAAAAUAACUAAAAGGAUAUUUCAAAAUGUCAAUCUACCACUAUACAUUAUUCAAAAUCAAAAUCCAAGUUCAAGGAAUUAAAGAGAUAGUCUUUACUCACUUUUAGCCCAAGGCAAAAUAAUACCUAAAUUUACAGAUUUAGUUCUAUACCAAUCAAAUUCCCAAGAAAGUACUUUGCUGAGCUAAAGAAUGUACCCCCCCCCCAACACUACCACUUAUAUGAGAGCUAAGAAUUGAAAUGUGUAAACACACCAAGCAUGAAAUGGUCCCUAGAUUAAAAUUCUCUGGAGUGUAUGUUAAUUUAUAAUUAUUUGUUAAAUAGUAAAAAGCAGGUCUGUCACAUGCCUGUUGCCUAUAUAAUCUGAGCUUUUUACUCGCCUCCCAUUCCAUUCACUCCCACUGCUCCCUCAGAAUAAGUACAAGCUUCCUUGAGCCGUAACUUAACUGCACGAAGUCCCUUUUUCUGAGUCGCCCUAAUUGAAGAGACUUGACCUCAGACCGGGUGUCUUCUCUUGCCAAGAGUCAUGUGGGACAAGAAGCAAAGGUCUUCCUGGAAGCCAGGAUGCCACCAGGUUUCUGGUUUGUGGGAUAAGGCCCACACAUUCACAGAAUGCCAAAGGAAUUCAAUUAAGGCAAAAAGUCAGGGUUUGGGGGAAAGCAGGAGAUUGGACUGUAGGAAAUUGGUCUUUGCGUCACAGAGAGUCCAAAUCUUAAAAAAAAAAAAAAUUCCCAGGACAAAGGGAAGUAAGUAAUCCUUAAUCUAUCAUAGAACUAGAAAGGGGACAGUUUUUUCUUCUCCUUCCUUUCUUAAAAGUAAACAUAGAAACUGACUUUUCUUAAAUAACUAGAGCAAGCACACUCAACUGCAAAUUGACACUCAUUGUGGGGGUUGGGCAGCAACAGAAAGCCCUCCAGAAAAAAAAAACGCACCUCAGGCAAUUUUUCCAGAUUGGCUCCAAAAUUCUCAGACGGUCAAACUGACACUGGUGUUCACCAAUCAAAGUACAGGAAGGCGGGGCUCUAUUGUUCUACUUCACCAAUCAGGGAAGGCUUUCGAACGUCGCCCGGGCUAAGAACCCUAAAGCUCGCUGGCCUAUCCCUUAAACAUUCCUUUGGACUUGGCGGGUCCUCUUGGGGGUCUUAGAGGAACAGGAUGGCGGCCCCCUGGCAUUCUUCUGUGUCCUCGGAAUCCCCCGUCCUUCUGCUCACGAACCCCCUUCUCUGCCGUCCCACUUCAAUGCAUCCCUUCGUUUCGACUUCUGCAUCGCCGGUGGAGUUAACUCCGGCGGUUCGAGGCGUUAUAUGCCAGUCGUCCUGUCCCCUGGGACAGGACUGGGAGGGUCCGUACUACGUGACUAUGGAGUGGACGGCUCCCUAUAGUGACGGCGCCUCCUCAGCUGGGAGUCUUCUCCCGUUUCCGCCCCAUCCUCCUUUUUCCAAACCGGCCCCUCGAUCUAAAAGGGAUAUAGUGCAACUCACAACACUUGAAAUCAGGAACAAGAUAGUAGAAUUAGAAGAAGAAUUAAAAAGUGUUGAGGAUGAAGGUAAUGAAUGGAAAACUCGUUAUGAAGCACAAACUGAACUUAAUAAUCAAUUAGAAAAGCAAAUAUUAGGUCUUCAAGAGAAAAUGGCCAAAAUUCAUGGAAAUCCUUCAGAUAGAUUAUCUUCUAUUCGUAUCUAUGAACGAAUGCCAAUGAAUUCUUUAAAUCAAUUACUUAAACAGCUAGAAAAAGAAAAACGAAGUCUUGAAUAUCAAGUAAAAGAAUAUGAGCAUAGACUGGAACAAGCAUCAAAGGCUUUCCAUAAGACCAAUGAUGAACGACGUGCCUAUUUAGCUGAAAUGUCUCAGAUAACAUGGAAGGCAACUCGAAGACUAGCAGUAGAAAAACCCAAAAGUUCACAGAAGACAAAAAUUGACAUAGCUGGCAGAAUGAGUGAAAAUACGGAGAAGUUGCAAAAAAAAAAGGGUAGGAACAAAUUUAGAUUUUAUAUCAGGAAAAGAAUCCUCACAAUCAGACUCAACCAAAGGUCAAAUAAACUUCUUUUGCUGGUAGUGAGGCUCCCUCUACUACAAGUCUUUAAACAAUGUUGGGUUGACUCUUUCUUGAGCAUAUUCAGGUAAUUAUUAGAUGAAAUGGCCUUUGAUAUCCCUUCCAAUUCUGCAAUUUUGUGAUUCUGAUUCUGUAUUAAUAAAAUUAUCAUGCCUAGAACAAGACAGGCAUAACUGCCUCAAUCAGAUCACAUUUGGAAUAUAGGGCUAAGUUCUUAGCUCUACUUCUUUUUGGAAUGAUAUUGGCGAGCUGCAAUAUAUACAGAGUAGGAAGGUCAAAUGAUGUUAUCCAUUUAAAAAAUGGGAAUUAUAAUCCUUGAGAAAAUACAACUUUGGAGGCAUGUGAUGGUUAUCAUCCCAUGUUUUCGAUGCUUUUUUUAGGGCGGGGUAGAAGGAUUAGACCUGUUCAUGCCUGAACCCAAAUGGAAGAUUUUUUUUAAAGGCAGAUUUCAGGUACUAAACAAGAAAAAAAAAAACCUCCAGCAAAAACUCAACAAUUUGAGUUGUCUAAAACAAAAUGGACAAUCUGGUGAUAUGCUGAGUUCCCCUAUUAAUGAAGAUCAUUAGGAUAGUUUAUUUAUCAAGAAUUUAUAAUUUAUCAAAAAUGUGUAAAAGACAUUCUCAAUAAGUUUCUGGAUUAGAUUAAGUGAUCUCUGAAUGCCUUUCUAGCUGUGAGAUUUUAUACUUUUUUAGACAGGGCCACAGUUUUCAUUAUAUAUAUUAGAGGGUUUUAGAAUCUUUUCAAUACAUAGAAAACCAAAUAUAACUCAUAAAUCAAAAGUUUCUUAGUGACUUAGA
Messenger RNA from Monodelphis domestica (gray short-tailed opossum), 3964 nucleotides. RefSeq names its product coiled-coil domain containing 169 (gene CCDC169). The record is from RefSeq and is a predicted model, not a curated record. Lineage: Eukaryota; Metazoa; Chordata; Mammalia; Didelphimorphia; Didelphidae.